AAUAGCUUAGUCCUGGGUAAGACGUGGUCGCGCGGGCAAAUUAUUUCUCCGCGGCUUAUAUUGUUUCCAUCACCUGCUCAUUAGGAAUGCUUUUAUCCUUGACUCGGAUGGGUAGGAAUGGUCUCAAUCGGAUUUUCACAAUGUAGAUAUUUCUGCUGCAUGUUUGGAGAGGACCAUUACGCAAAGAAUGUUUUGCGCUAAACUGAAGGAUCUUAAAAUUGCGGGCGAAUGCCCCUUUUCUAUGGUCUUGGGAAAUGAGGAGCCAGCGGACUUUGAGGGAAGCAAUGCGGUGAAUGUUGUGCCAGUAUCCAGAGAGGUGCAGGGCAAUAUCACAAACAUUCUGCCCAGACGCAAAAUAAGCCGGAGCAAAGUUAAUCUGCAUUCACUGGGAGAAAGCGUCCGAAAGCUGGUGUGUCCAGAGUUCGAGAAAUUACGAAAUGCGUUGAUCAGAGUUAUUAAACAGCAAAUAGACACGAGUUGCCCCGUAGCAUGCAGCUCUGAUGUCUCUCACACACUUGACAAUGCUGAACAAUUAUCCGAUGUCAUGAAAAACUACUCCCUUAAAACAGGUAUCCCCAUGGAUGCGCUAAAGAUUUCUCUGGGUCUGGAGGUGUUUCGGGACUGUUAUGAAGAGGAUGGUCAUAUUCUCAGAGUUGUGGGGGGAGCUCUUCACGAUUUUCUCAACAGUUUCAACGUUCUCCUGAAGCAAAGCACACCACCCACCCCUGAGGUACAGCGUUACAUCCACCAAGCCUCCAUCCUCUGCUUGGACAAAGAUCCAGGACUCUUGACCGUCUAUUUCUUCAAUCCCCUUCCCAGCACUGAGCUCUUCUUCUCUGGUAUCAUCCAGGCGGCAGCGUGUUUGCUUUACUGCACAAGGGUGGAGGUCAGAAUGGAUGUUGGGGGUAAAGACAGUGGCGCUCUACAGGCUGAUCAUCAGCCCCAUCUGCUGUACUCAGUGGUGGUGAGAGACGGCAGGAGUCUCACACCAAGCCCCAUGAGGACACACUCUUCCGGAGACAUUCCCCUCUCGCUGCUCUACUCCACUUUUCCCUUCCACAUUCUCCUGGAUCAGGAAAUGGGCCUGAUGCAGAUUGGAGAUGGUUUGAGGAGACGGCUAGGGCGAUGCAGAGAUGGGCAAAGAAGACCUGCUUUCAAUGAACACUUUGCCAUUGUUUCACCAGAGAUACGAGCCAGCUUCCAGGAUAUUUUGACCAUGCUAAACACUCAAUUCUUGCUAAGGGUGAAGCAGCAUGGAGCAAGCUCUGCUGACAGCCCGGGAAAGCAUAUGGACCUAAAGGGCCAAAUGAUCUUCAUGUCAGAAAUGAGUGCUCUCCUCUUCCUCGGCUCUCCGUGUGUGGAUAAGCUGGAGGAGCUGACAGGCCGGGGUCUUUACCUCUCUGACAUUCCCAUCCACAAUGCACUACGGGAUGUUGUUCUGGUUGGGGAGCAAACCAAGGCCCAGGAUGGACUGAAAAAGCGUCUGGGCAAAGCCAAAGCUGCACUGGAACAGGCACACCAGGCCCUGGAGGAAGAAAAGAGGCGAACUGUAGAGCUGCUCUUCACGAUUUUCCCAGGGAACGUCGCUCAGCGCUUGUGGCAGGGACUUCCUGUGCAGGCGAAAAAGUUUGAUCACGUCACCGUGCUGUUCUCAGAUAUAGUGGGCUUCACUGCCAUCUGCUCACGAUGUACGCCCAUGCAGGUGGUGAACAUGCUCAGUGAGCUCUACACCAGGUUUGAUCACCACUGCGGUGAGCUGGAUGUGUAUAAGGUGGAAACCAUCGGCGAUGCAUACUGUGUAGCAGGAGGAUUACACAAAGAGAGUCCGACCCAUGCCGUCCAAAUUGCUCUUAUGGCUCUAAAAAUGAUGGAGUUGUCUGAUGAGGUCAUGACUCCCAUGGGUGAGGUUAUCAGGAUGCGUAUUGGGAUCCAUUCUGGCUCAGUUUUGGCUGGUGUGGUUGGUGUUAAAAUGCCCCGCUACUGCCUUUUUGGCAAUAAUGUCACAUUAGCCAACAAGUUUGAGUCCUGUAGCCUGCCAAGAAAGAUUAACGUCAGUCCCACCACUUACAGAUUGUUAAAAGAUUGUCCAGAGUUUACUCUCAUACCCCGGACAAGAGAGGAUCUUCCGCCCAACUUCCCCACUGACAUCCCUGGAGUUUGUUACUUCCUCCAGGCUCACGAUCAAAAGACAAAUGCAGCUCAAGAGGAAACUCAGCCCAGUGGAUGAAUGCGUAAAAACCUCUCAUACGACAAAUGCUGGAAGGAGUGGGUUAAUACUGCCUGUCACUCUGUGUAUCUUUUUAGUUGAGUCAGAGGUAGUUUAUCGUCCAAAUGUUGAAUGUUGCCAAAAAGCUAUCAAGUAACACUCAUCGAAAGGAUUUGCACAGGUUUCCUCAGAGCGGAAUUAAGUGUGAGAAUUUGAUUGACAGGUCAUAUUUUGUUUUUUAAUAAAGUAUAUGGUUUGUUUUAACUUCCUUACUGUAUACCAAAAAUAUAAAGCAAAGAAUGUCAUCCACGUUCGUAUCUACAAUGGCUGACUGUUUCUUUAAAUGCUAGAGAGUCUAGACAGAGAAACGUUUAUAAUCGUCUAUAAGAGUUACAGUAAGCAUCAGUUCAAUAAUCUUUAUAGAGCACGUCAUUGUAUUAAGCACACAGUAAAGCUUCACCUCGGCAGAGCCCGAGCACAAUCAUCUUUAAAGUAAACAUUGUGACUUUUUUGUAUUGUAAUAGAUCUGUAAUAAACAUGCUUUACUCAA
Messenger RNA from Danio aesculapii, 2756 nucleotides. RefSeq names its product guanylate cyclase 1 soluble subunit alpha 1 (gene gucy1a1). The record is from RefSeq and is a predicted model, not a curated record. The transcript is spliced from 8 exons. Gene Ontology annotation, molecular function: guanylate cyclase activity; heme binding. Gene Ontology annotation, biological process: cGMP biosynthetic process; response to oxygen levels. NCBI's taxonomy places the organism in Eukaryota, Metazoa, Chordata, Actinopteri, Cypriniformes, Danionidae. Gene Ontology annotation, cellular component: guanylate cyclase complex, soluble. Bases 188 to 2227 code for a protein of 679 amino acids.